Molecule: messenger RNA, 3876 nt
Organism: Annulohypoxylon maeteangense
Lineage: Eukaryota; Fungi; Ascomycota; Sordariomycetes; Xylariales; Hypoxylaceae
Exons: 3
Coding region: 122-3721 (1199 amino acids)
Biological process (GO): endosomal vesicle fusion; vesicle-mediated transport; autophagy
Cellular component (GO): fungal-type vacuole membrane; cytoplasm
Source: RefSeq, a predicted model, not a curated record
GAUCUCAGCCCCGUGUCUAUCUUCUUGUCUUUACAUACCUAUACUAAUAAAAUAAUCUACGAUAUACGACGAAGCGCGAAUAUGAGAGCCUUCGACCUGAUAUGAUGCUGCCAUUUUUGCUAUGGCUUCCGAUCCUCAAGGCGACAAGCGAUCGCUAAAGGAGUUUGAUGUUGGACCUUUUGUGCUCCGUACUCUAUUCGAAGAUGUUCCGUUAUCAGAAGAUGGAACCAAGGACGAUAUAAAGAUCAAUUGUGUUGAAUACCUAGAUGACCAUCUAUAUGUAGGCACCUCCGACUCGGAACUUCUUCACUUUUUCCAGAUCCCCCCGGAUCCUGGCGACAAAUCCAGCGCGCCGACAUUCAUUCUCGCAUCACGAUUGCGCCCUGCUUUUGCCGAAUCCGCAAGCACCUCUAAUUUUACACGGCCCGGUGUUCAACAGAUUCUAUUACUACCAACUGUCGGCAAGGCUUGUAUUCUUUGCAACUGGACCGUCACCUUUUAUUCCCUCCCGGAGCUAAGCCCUGUCUUCGGCUCUACACAAGUCAAGAAUUGUAAUUGGGUCGGCGGUAUAGACCUUAACGAACUCAGCGCUGAUAACAACCGAGGGGAACCCGCUAGUGUUACUAUAUUGCUGUCGCUAAACCGAAAGAUUCAAGUUGUUAGUAUCGCCGAUGGAGCUCGUCCCAUCAAAAAGAUCGACUUCGCCGGAAGCACGAUAUCCGUAAGGAGGGACUCGAUCGCGUGUGUAGCCGAUUCGCGAAGUUAUGCGCUACUCGAAAUCAACCAGCAGUUAAAGAUUCCUUUGAUGUCCAUCUCCUCACUAGAUGAGGCUGAACCUGGUAAUAUUGUUGGUCAGGCUCAACAUAUUUCUGGAAGUUCCGGUGGACUACUACGCAGCAACUCUUCCGCCCAGUCCCGUUCCCAGACCUUGAGUCCCGAACCCUCUGCCCAUAAACGAGGAACUAGUCUAGGAGAUUUUAUCACGGGCGCUACCCGAAGGCAGGAACAUCGAGUUAGCGAAGAUGAUGAACCUAUAUCCCGCGGGGCGACUCCGCCUGUAAUGGAGACGGGUCAAAGAACGCCUGACGAGUCAGCGCCGGAUGGCGCACCUAAGGAUCAAACAAACCGACCGACUCCACCUGGUAAACCGCAGCCGGGUUUUCUUAAACCACUGAUUGUAUCCCCAACACUGGAAGAGUUCCUCCUAGUUACCGGCACUAGCCCAUUAGAGCCAGGCAUUGGGAUGUUCGUAAACCUAGAUGGCGAUCCGACAAGACCUACCAUCGAGUUCGAUCGAUAUCCUAAGGAGAUUGUCGUCGAUGGUGGUUCUGUAGACGUGUCCUCAUCACGAACCUCACUCGGCCCAGAAGAUGAAGGCUUUGUUCUUGCAUCAAUGGGAAGGGAUUUUCCUGAUGGCGUGCAUUACGGGUUAGAGAUCCAGCGCUGGGAUGCCGACCCGGCUGGAGGCGAAGUGGCGAAAUACUGGCUUGAACCACCAAAUGCCGGCUCAGUUGUCAAUUCUCAGCAAAGCAUCGGGAUAAGAUCCUUACGUGGGAUUCAGGACACCAGCUUCUCUGAAAUCGUAGACAAGCUGUGCCGACGAAGAUUUUUACCGUUUCACGCAGGUGGCCUAGAUGCAUCGACCAUGUCACUACGAACCGUUGACUCACGAACAGCGUCUUCCAUGGAGAGGUUGUCUAAAGAAAAGGAGCUCUUUGACAGGGACACUGAUUCUUCUAGUGAGGACUUCUUACCGGAUUCUUGGCAAGCUACUCGCAACGCCGAAGAGCAAGAGUUUGCUCGUCGCCUUGCUGGAACCACUGCUCGUUUAGCUGUAUGGUCUGGGAAAAACAUAUGGUGGGCUGUCCGGAAUCCUUUAAUAUUGAGGUUGGAUUCGCAACUGGAAGCGACAGUCACGGCCUCGGACCAGGCAUCCUCUAUACGGCAAAAUUUGUUCACCAUACUAAAUUCUUUCCGUGGCCAAGAUGCGACAUCUGAACUUGAAUUUCUAACUUUCAGCUACAUACGGCAACGAGCAGGAAUUCUUUUACUCACAAGCUUUCUUAAGUCAGAUGAUGCUCCUUUUUCAGAGUCGGAACUCCGAGCCAUGGAGGAAAUUUUGGUAGACAGCCUCCUUGACCCUCGAGUGGUUUUGUCACUUGUCCCUGGUGUUCGCAAUGAGGUUAUUGAGACAAAACGAGGUAUAUGGAUCUUCGGGGGUGUGAAGUCAACUGCUGAGGAAUUUAUCUCGAACAAGGACUUUGAUAAGGACAAUUCAACUAUGAACGCCUUAUCGCAACCGGUAUUGCAUUUUCUCAGGCGCUUCCUUACUGCUUGGCGACGUAAGAAGGGUUUUGGUAGCAUACCGGACGAGAAUGAGGUCUUCCGUACCGUUGAUGCAGCUCUACUUGCUGUUCUCCUCCAACUGGAUCAGCACUCAACCUCUGGCCCAGCUAAAGCAAGGUCUGUUCGCGCAGAUUUAUACGAGCUCGUGGAUACAGGGGUCGACUGCUUUAACAGAGCAGAGACCUUGGUCGAGUCGCACCACCGUCUUUAUGUACUCAGUAGGCUUUACCAAAGUCGCAAAAUGGUGGCAGAUGUCUUGGCCACCUGGAAACGUAUCAUCGAAGGUGAACGAGAUGACGGGGGAGAAUUAACUGAUGGCGAACAGCGCGUGCGUGAAUAUCUCUCCAAAAUCAGCAACCAGGCACUUGUUCAAGAAUAUGGAAUUUGGCUUGCGAACAGAAAUCCGAAGCUUGGUGUCCAAAUAUUCGCUGAUGAUAAGGGUCGUGCCCCCAAGUUCGAGCCCAGCCAAGUAGUUCAGCUUCUCAGGGAAGAGGCCCCGGAUGCGGUAAAAUACUACUUGGAGUACCUCGUAUUUGGCAAAGGUCACACUGUAUACGUCAAUGAAUUGAUCAUGUACUAUUUAGAUAUCGUGAUUACUCGUCUUCGAACGUCGCCUGAACAUCGCGAGGUGGUGAAGUCCACUUAUACGGCAUACCGUGCUUUACAUCCCCCGAAACCCACGUACCGCCAAUUCCUAACGGAAAACGCCCCUGCCGACGACGAAGCUUGGCAUAGCCGAUUGCGACUCUUACAGUUGCUAGGCGGCAGCUACAAGUACGACUUGGCAGUUAUUAGAGACCGAAUCGCAGGCUUAAAUAAUACGGCCGAAGAUCUUCUCGUGCCUGAAACCAUAAUACUGGAUGGCCGAGAACGAAAUCACGAAAACGCAUUGCGCCUAUUAGUCCACCGGCUAGGUGACUAUGAUACGGCAGUUUCCUACUGUCUUCGUGGCGGAGCUAGCAUCUAUACCAUUUACCAGACGCAACAAAAUCAGCCGCCGCCAAGCCCAGAAAAUCUCAAAGGUCCAAAGCGUCGCGAUAGCAUACCGCCAACACAGGACCAACAGGCACGGCUCUUCCGGGCCUUGCUUGGAGAGUUCCUCGAACUGGAGGACAUCAGCGACCGCGUGGAGCAAACGGGCCUAUUACUGGAGAAGUUCGGUGGGUGGUUCGAUGUUGGCGACGUCCUGUCCGUAAUCCCAGAUACCUGGAGUGUGGACUUGGUCGCAGGGUUUUUGGUGAAAGCGCUUAGACGGAUCGUGGUAGAAAAGAACGAAACCUCAGUUGCGAGAUCACUCAGCUCGGCGCAGAAUCUCCAGAUACAGCAUGAUUUAAUCGUGCGAAUUGAGGAGAAGGGACCUAGUAUUGAAACGUAGGGUCACGAUAGUGUACAGAUAUCUAAUGACUAGAUGAUUAAAAUAUAAUUGGUUACGGCGCCCCUUUUUUGUUUAUGGUCACUAAAUGGGUACCUAGUACCUAGGUCGCAAACUCCGACCAAUGCUACGAUAGCCGAACAAGCCCAACGCCAACA